This is a messenger RNA of Schistocerca gregaria, 2454 nucleotides long. RefSeq lists its product as uncharacterized. The transcript has 6 exons. Gene Ontology annotation, molecular function: adenylosuccinate synthase activity; GTP binding. Gene Ontology annotation, biological process: IMP metabolic process; 'de novo' AMP biosynthetic process. Gene Ontology annotation, cellular component: cytoplasm. The coding region runs from base 1156 to 2445 and encodes 429 amino acids. Lineage: Eukaryota; Metazoa; Arthropoda; Insecta; Orthoptera; Acrididae. The record is from RefSeq and is a predicted model, not a curated record.
UACAAACAUCGCUCUCUUCUAAGUGUUUAUCUAGAAUGUCGGACCAGAAAACUGCUGAAGCCAUUAAGAAAAACAACUCUUCUAAAUCGAAACUGUAUUCAAUUUCGACUAAAUCUGACUAUGACCUCAUCGAGUACCCCAACUACUUAUUUCAAACGAACCAAAUACCUAGAAAAUCUGUUCCCAGAGUGUACAUAAAUGAAAUACAUACUAAUUGGUUCGGGAACUAUCAUUUACUGGAAUAUGAUCAUGAGUAUAUACAGUGGCUAUUCCCUGUCUUUGAAAGUGCAGGCAUGUCGUUAGAUUCCUAUAUAUUGACCGAAGAAGAAGCGUCUAUGAUAAGACAAGACUUCUCGGCCGCUGUUAAUGUCAUCAAAUCUUAUAAGCUUAUGUUGAAUUUUUAUGGCAUGUUACUGCACAAUAUUCAAACCGGAGAAGUUAGGAUCAAUCCAAAAAACUGGAAGUCAAGAUACAAUAAUCUGAAUAACUCGUUUCAUAACUUUCGACGAAUAACCAGAAUUUUAAUGAGCCUCGGUCAACUUGGAUUUUCACAGUACAAAUUGCCAUGGGUCAAUUUUUUUUCUGACCAAUUCAAAAAGCAUUCGGAAUUACAAAACUGCAAACAGUCUUGGAAGCAGUUUUGGGAGCCACUUUGCCACCCGGAAUCGCCUGAAUACCGCAGAAAGACAAAAGAACGUCAACCUUGCUCAGAUUCUGUCCUCUUUACUCAUAUUGAAAACCAAACUGAGCAGUGGAUCAAAAUAAGAGACGAAUUGACGACGUAUGGAUCUGUUGGUCAUAACAUCCAACCAAUCGACGAGCAUUUCAACUAAUGAAAACGCAAAAUGUUCUCCACGUGCAUUUCGCAUACACAUCUCGCAAUGAUGAUGCCAUCUCAACUGUAUGCCAUACGACUGAAAAUACACAUCCAUACAAAAGCCCCGCAUACACAAAACAUGUGGUCCGGGGUUUUGAAAAAAGAUUUUAUACGAUGUAGUGGAGAAGCCUUUCUCCCUCCGAGUUGAAUGUCAAGGGCUAAAAUAGAGGUACAGGAUCUAAUGGCCCAGGUUUAGUCGUGGGCGUCAACGUUGAAAUCAUGCCGCGCAGAGAAAUAUCAAAAAAAAAUACUCGCCGUGUCUAUAUAUUUUCUGGAAUAUGAUGAAUAAGGGCGAGCAGAUAAUAUCCAUAAUAGGAUGUCAAUGGGGGGACGAAGGCAAAGGAAAGCUUGUUGACUAUUUGGCAAAGCAAGUCAAUAUUGUGGCUCGUGCUGGUGGCGGAUCCAAUGCGGGUCAUACUGUCCUAGUUGAUGGGAAAAAGCACGUAUUUCAUCUAUUACCAAGCGGCAUUCUUCACGAAUCGGUGACGUGUCUGAUUGGGAACGGAGUGGUGAUUCACAUACCUGCGCUGAUCACAGAAUUGGAGUACUUGAGUCGGGUGGGCAUUUGCUACAAGAACCGUAUCGUGAUUUCCGACCGAGCGCAUAUACUGUUCGGGUUUCACCAGGAAAUCGACAAAAUCAAUGAAACGAGUGACGGGGUGGUGCAGAUAGGUACAACUAAAAGAGGAAUAGGACCGUGCUAUAGUAGCAAAAUUGAGAGAAUUGGCAUCCGAAUAGGCGAUUUGCUUCACUUCGAGUCGGAUUUCGAGCCAAAGUUCCGGACUCUUGCGAGAACAUGUUGUCAGAGGUACAAGUCGCUCAAAAUCGAUGAAGACGCCGAGCUCGAGGCAUAUCGCCACUAUGCCGAGGUAUUGAAGGAUUUCAUCAUCGACGGCAUCGAGUAUUUGCACAGACACAUAAACCAAGGUAGGCGGCUUCUCAUAGAAGGCGCCAACGCAACCAUGCUGGAUAUAGACCUCGGAACGUAUCCGUUUGUGACCAGUUCCAAUCCAAGUAUCGGCGGUUGUUGUUAUGGUUUGGGCAUUCCUCUUAACAUCCCUAAUAAAAUCAUCGGCAUCGCAAAGGCAUACACCACGCGCACCGGCUUCGGUCCAUUUCCGACCGAACUGCCAGACGAUGAUCCUAUCAAAGAAUACCUGACGACUAUAGGACAAGAGUAUGGCACAACGACCGGAAGAAAACGUCGCUGUGGCUGGCUGGAUCUAGUCCAAUUGCGUUAUGCUGCCAUGGUCAAUGGAUUCAAUUGUCUCGCAUUGACAAAAUUGGAUAUUUUGAGCCACCUUCAAGAAGUGAAAGUGGCAAUUGCCUAUUUCCAUAACGGCGAAAAGCUCAAAUCGUUCCCAUCCACCACGAAGCUAUUAAACGAACUAGAAGUACAAUACGCUACCUUCCCUGGCUGGAAUGAGCCCAUCAAUGGACUUACAUAUGAACAACUUCCUAAAAAGCUGCUCGAUUUUUUAACAUACAUAGAGCGACAACUCUCUAUACCUAUCAAAUACAUUGGUACUGGACCCUCCAGAGAUGAUAUACUGAUUUGUGAUGCAUAAAGCCAACUU